AUGAAGAGAGACCAAGACUUAAUGAGUAGAACUAAGGUGUGUAGACGCAUGUACAAACUCCCUGUUGAUUUUUUCAAGCUAGGGGACCAGGUGCGAGGCAAAGUAGUGCAGGUAGAGAAUCACUUGAUUAAGCUAGACAUAAACGCCAUUAAUUUUGCACACCUCUACAUUAAACGGUACUUUGAAGACAAGGCACAACUGAGGAAAAAGUACGAGGUGGGAAAGCACAUCGAUGUCGUCAUAUGCUACAUCCACAAGAAGAAUGGGAUCAUUCAGGUCACCGACAAUGAAGAAGAAAUUAAGGCGCUGCGUCGGAGCUUGCAGAAGUUGAGCGACGCAGGGUUUUUGCGGGCGCGCACUGGGGAGAGGGCAGGCGGGGCAACAGGCGAGAGGGAAGGUGGGACAGCAGGCGAGGCGGCAGAUUGGACAACAGGCGAGAGGGAAGGUGGGACAACAGGUGAAACGGCCGGUGGGACAGCAGGCGAGACGGCAGAUUGGACACCCGGCGAGACGGCAGACUCGAAGGGGGACUCUCCGGGCGAAGCGCGAAACGAGUCCGUGGCGGGGCCCCCAGAAGGCCCCUCAGAAGACCCAGCCCCGAACCACACGAACCUUCCCCCCGAGAACAGCGGCAACAGCGGAAGCAGCGGUAGCAGCGGUAACAGCGGUAACAUCGGUAACAUCGCUAACACCGCUAACACCGCUAACACCGCUAACACCGCGAACACCCCCCCUGAGGAGGUGAAGAAAAAGCUGGGCGUGGACUUCCGAACCAACGAGGAGGAGGAAGACCUCAUGUACAUCAAGGAGGAAAGCCCAUCCAAGAGGAAAAAAAAAAUUACGCACUACAAGGUAGAAGACACCGUAAGUGGAGUAGUCCAGCACAUAAACGAAGAAGGGGCCUACAUAGACAUCGGAUGCAAGACGUUGGCCUUCCUCAACCUGGGUCACUACAAUAGGGACCCUAAGUCACUAGUCAAAGAUGUGAAGAAAAAAAAAAUUUCCAUCGGAGAUCACCUAAAAAAUUUAAAAGUAAGAAAAAUAGACAUCCUCAGUAACAGAAUCGAAGUCACCCUAUACAGUCAGGAGGAGGAAGCAUGUUUACGUGUUCUAAAUCAACAGGAGACCAUAAAGGAACAAAACCAAUACAUGCCAUGUCCAUCCUACGUCACACACAACUACCACAUGAUUAAUUACUUAAAAAAAUAUAACGAACUGAAAAAGCAGAAGAAAAAAAACGUGCAUAAUUUGUUCGAUAAGAAAGAACAACUAAAUAAAUUAAAAAAGGUUUCCCAUUUGAAGAAGAGCCAGUUCGCUCCUUUCAUGAUGCGUUAUAAUGAACUCACCUCACCCAACAGUAACUACCAAGAUAUGCUAGAACAGCAGGCAGACAAUGAACAGUUCUUACAAGAAAUCGGUGCACUGCCCAACCCAGACGAUGAACAAGUCGAACAAAAAUUCAGUCUAGAAUCGCUGAAGAAGCAAAAUAAAGCUUUAAGAGACGAAAUUGACCAAUUUAGGAAGGGUUCUUCCAACAGGGAUACCACAGAUGAAGGUGGAAAUAACCACAGGGAGGUGGAAUCCUCAUUCGGAUCGACAGAAAUAAUUCAACAAAAUUUGAAUAAAUUUUUUAAAAGCAAUUUGCAGAAUUUAGAUGGAUCCGUGGAGGAUUGGUCUACUGACAGGAACACUGAAGGGUGGGAGGAGGAACAAACCAUACCCAUAGAAGACGACGCAGAUGAUUUUUUCCGUCUCUAUCAUGAACGUGCGAACCAGAAACUAAGGAACAAACGAGACGAUAGUGUUUUGGAUGGAAACAAACAAACGUUAAUGUACCUAAAGGAUAACAUUCGCAGAAUUAAAGAAAAUGUACUAAGUGAGGGGGAAACGAAAACUGAUGUGAAAACGAAUCGUGGUGAAAAGGGGAGCAGCACAUCCCGUGAAGCCUCACGUGAGAUGCUACAACGGUGGAACCAAGCUCUAAGGGGAGAUCCUCAUAAAAGGGAAAGCGCUACACAUGAUGGACUGGGUGCGAUGAAGGACUCCGCGGGGGGGGGACAGCCCGACUGGGCCAGGUACUUGGGCGAAGCGGAUGAGGAAGAGGAUGAGGAGGAGGCCGAUGAGGAAGGCGAAGACGGCCACUACGGCGAGGCAGGCCAUGAGGGUCGAACCCCAGGACAGUAUCCCCACCACGCCCAGGGGAAAGUCAAACGAACAGACCUUCACUACAUAAACGAGAAAGAAAGAAAAAAAAAGCUUAAAAGGAGGAACAUCUUUCGGGAAGAUGAACAAGUGGGGGCGGGCCGCGGAGGCUACGGCGACGGCGACGGUGACGGUGGCAGUAACAGUGGCAGUAACAGUGGCAGUAACAGUGGCAGUGACAAACUCGGGGGGCAUUUCCUGCACGGAAGGGAUGACCCCCACGGGGGGACCCAAAACACUGACGAGCAUAGCGCGGACGAUGAGCAUAGCGUGGACGAUGAGCAUAGCGUGGACGAGGAGCAAGGCGAUGGCGAGGCCGGAGAACGCUCCUUCUUCAACGUGAAAAAAGAACUUAAACACAUCUUAAGCCAAAAUCUAAGCAUGAACCUCCCGAAGGACGAAGAAAAAUGCAUAGAGGAAGCAUCCAAGCUCUUUGGAGAUGACAUCAAAACGUGGAAUGAAAAAAUGUAUUACUAUUUUGGGGAUAGAGAUCAGGUUCCCCUUGACGGGUUCGAUAUUUAUGAUGAGGAGGAAUUUAGAGACAAUCUAGUGGAUAAAGGGGUCCAAGAGUUUAGCGAGUAUCAUAAGCUGCUCGACGAGCAGCAGUUUGACGUGACCAGCGAGAGGGACUUCUUGGGUGCCACGUAUGGUGGUGCGGUUCAAGACAAACUGAGUGAAGACCUCCCGGAGGAUAAUCUCGAAAAUUAUUUGAACACCUUCGUGGAUGAGGAGGGUGAGCGGAAGCAGCAGGAUGAUCCGACGAACGAACCGCAGAAUCGACCGUAUAAACAAGUGCAGGCAAAAAAGCACACACAUAAGUGCGUCCCCGAUUUACACCCCACAGAAGAAAACAUGAUAGGAGAGAGGACCCACGAAAGAUCAACCGCCCGGAGGGAUGAGACGGACUCGGUGAAAUUGGUGGACUCGCCGAACUCGCUGAACUUGCUGAACUCGCCGAACUCGCUGAACUCGCCGAACUCGCUGAACUCGCCGAACUCGCUAAACUCGCUGGACUGCCUAGAAAAGGGAGGCACGAUUCAACCCAGUGGUGACGUCGAGAUGGAAAAAGGGGACCCAAACCAGAGUGCAGAUUCCCCCACUGAGAAAGAAAUAAAUGUCGACGAAAUUGUGAAGAAGGCCAUAAAUAUUGGGAACCUGUUCAGAAGGAAGGAGCUGGCAAAGUUGAUGCAAAGGAGGAAGACCCAAGAGUGUGAAAGGGGGGGCAGUACUGAUGCAGGUGGUGAGAAGUUCCUCCGUGGAGGAGAUGAUCGGUGCAACCCUGCGCAGGGACUUGUGGAAGACCCUCCAAGCAAGCCCUUCCUAAGAGUUAGCAAAAUUGUGAGGCAGGGCGAAAAGGAGAAGCAAAAUAAAAACGGAAAGAGCCACGUUGAGGAUGACGACCUCGGAAGCAGCCUACAGGAGGACCAUGACGAAUUGAAGCCAUACAGACACGCAUCCUACGAGGUGCUAGGAUACUACAAAAGGAAGAGAAAAAUUAGAAACUUUAACGAGUUGGAAGCAAUCGAUGUAGGAAGUGAUGAGGAAGUCAUUUUAAACGACCAAGAUUUGUUGGGUAAGUCCAGUGAGGAUAUACAAAGUGCUAAUAAGAAUGACCUCCAUGAUGAAAGGAAGAAAACCGAAUUUUUGAAUCUAGAUCGACAAACGGAUCUACUCUGCCUACAUGGACAGGAGGACAAUGUAACGAGAGGAAAUUACGUGGAGAAAUUACUAGGAGAAGAAAAAUAUAAAAACAAAAAUGCCAAUAAGGAGGAAAUAGAUUUCCUUAUUCAGAAUUACAGAUAUGUGAAUGAACACCCUGAUGAGCUUAUUCAAGAUUUUUAUAACACCAAGGAGGGGGAGAAAAACACAGCUAUCGAUCUGUCAAAUGGAGACAUCACCGAUGUGGUCAAUGAACCAAAUGGAGAAGUGAAAAAUCGACAAAGGGGAAUACCAAACGAUGGUCUGUACAAAACGGAAAAGGGCAAAACACUUACAACAAUAAGAAGCCCAGCCAGGGAAAAAACACACACUACGAGGGAAAAAACACACACUGCGAGGGAAGAAGCACACACAGCGCGGUCAACUGACUUUAACAUAAAACGAACAAACGGAAUCGAUACAGAAGCGAAUCACUUGUCUGAUGAAAGCAUAGCCCUCAGAUCGUGGUCCUUAAAAUUGGGGCUUCUAAAAGAAAAACACAUGCACCUUGAUGACCAGGCCCUGAUUAACCUCUUCGUGAGGAAUCACAAAUUUAGAAGAGCCUUAAAAUUCUAUGACAUUAAAAAUGUGGAAAAUAUUUCCAUACCGCUCAUUUAUAAAAUCACCAAGCUGCUUUAUUUUGAGCGGCCUUUCCCUAGGAAGGAGCAAUCGCGCAAGUUGAAUAUGGAUUAG
Messenger RNA from Plasmodium cynomolgi strain B, 4593 nucleotides. RefSeq lists its product as hypothetical. The record is from RefSeq and is a predicted model, not a curated record. Gene Ontology annotation, molecular function: nucleic acid binding. NCBI's taxonomy places the organism in Eukaryota, Apicomplexa, Aconoidasida, Haemosporida, Plasmodiidae. The transcript has 3 exons. Bases 1 to 4593 code for a protein of 1530 amino acids.